Molecule: messenger RNA, 1398 nt
Organism: Haliotis rubra (blacklip abalone)
Lineage: Eukaryota; Metazoa; Mollusca; Gastropoda; Lepetellida; Haliotidae
Product: palmitoyltransferase AKR1-like
Exons: 4
Coding region: 78-1259 (393 amino acids)
Cellular component (GO): nucleus; cytoplasm
Molecular function (GO): protein binding
Source: RefSeq, a predicted model, not a curated record
CACUGAAAGAAGAACUGACCGGAAGAUUCCUCCCUCCCUUGAUAAAGCCUCUCGUCAAACAAGCUAUAACCGACAUCAUGAACGAAGACUAUAUUGGCAACAUUAUUACCGGACAUGUUCUCAGGGAAGUUCAAAGCGUUAAGGCAAAUGUACAAUACACAAAGUCACAACUCAAAACCUUGGCAGAACAGCUGAGACGUGUUGAACGGGAUAGAGACACUUACAGAAAGAGUCUUCGAAAACAACGUCGCAGAUUGACCGAAGACAUCCGCGCAUCACAGCUGAAUCGGACUGUUGCUGACUUGCGUGAUGCAAGGAUGCUGAAGUCCGAACUAAAUCAGACCAACGAUGAUCUUUGUGACACAAAGCGAAAAGUCAUUGGUCUUACUGAGGACUUUAUUGCGCUGAAUACAAGUUGUGUGACGAUGAGAAGCAAGGUUGAAUCGUGCAUGGAUGACCUACAGGAAAUCCAGCUGAGGUUACCCACAGACAUUCAGAGUUUAACCACUCAACUGAACCAGACCAAAGAAGAUCUGCUUGAUACAAAGGAAGUAAUCAGUGGACUCUCAGAGGACUUUAUUGCGCUGAAUAGAAGUUGUGGUAUGAGGAAAGAGGUAAAACCGAGUGAAGGAAAUGAAAGCUCGCUGACAACAUCGUCAUUGUCGCAGAUGUCACUCACAACUUCGACCACGACGUUUCCUGGAACUACAGCAGCCUCCACUGACCCGAGCCCGAGCAACACGGCUUCACUAGCGCCAGUGAAGACACAAAACUCUGAUCUACACGCCUCGACUGACCCGAGCCCGAACACCACGGUUCCACCAACGCCACUGACCACACACGACCCUGAUCCACACGCGACUCCAUCACCAGCAGCAGGCCGCCGCCUCUACUCCGCCAGCGGGGCCGGUGACCUGGAGACAGUGAAGCGGAUCCUGGCAGCGGGUCACGUGGACAUCAACACGAGAGGAUACUACAGCAGGACACCGGUGAUGGUGGCAGCACGGAGGGGACACAGCGUUGUGGUGGAGUUCCUGGUGGGUAGAGGGGCUGAUGUGUCGCUGGUGGACAGGGGCGGUAACAACGUCCUUCACUUGGCCUGUAUUGUGGGAGACCUGGAGACGGUGAAGCUGAUCGUGUCCUGGAACGUGGUGGGCAUCAACGCCAGGAGCAACAAAGGGCGGACAGCGGUCUGGUGGGCGAGACACUGGGGACAUCAGCGAGUGGUGGAGUUCAUGGAGUCACGUGGUGGACACUGAAGUCGGUGUCGGUGUGGACAGCGACGGUGCACAUGUCGUUACUGACACUGACGCGGUGUGUGCCGUCCACGUUGUCGUGUGUCACGAUUCACGUGAUUUCCUUUUACUUUGUGAAUAUAAAUAAAACUUGUUGAAAGUA